This is a messenger RNA of Dryobates pubescens (Downy woodpecker), 1639 nucleotides long. RefSeq names its product E74 like ETS transcription factor 3 (gene ELF3). Gene Ontology annotation, cellular component: nucleus. Gene Ontology annotation, molecular function: sequence-specific DNA binding; DNA-binding transcription factor activity, RNA polymerase II-specific. The transcript has 8 exons. The record is from RefSeq and is a predicted model, not a curated record. NCBI's taxonomy places the organism in Eukaryota, Metazoa, Chordata, Aves, Piciformes, Picidae. The coding region runs from base 9 to 1121 and encodes 370 amino acids. Gene Ontology annotation, biological process: regulation of transcription by RNA polymerase II; cell differentiation.
AGAGCUCGAUGGCAGGAUCCUGCGAGAUCAGCAACGUCUUCUCCAACUACAUCAGCGCCAUGUACCAGCCAGAUGAGGUGCAGCCCACCCUGGACGUGCUGGGACACCUUGGAGAUGACAGUACCCUGGGGUUGAGCCUCCCCACCAGCCAGCCUCUGGCACAGAGCACAGACAAGCCAGAGUGGUUCAGUGAGCUCCCAUACUUCUGGAGCAAGGUGCAAGUGCUGGAGUGGAUCAGCUACCACGUGGAGAAGAACAAGUACGAUGCCAGCUCCAUCGACUUCUCCUGCUGCAACAUGGACGGGCACGCGCUCUGCCGCUGCUCCCGCGACCAGAUGCGCCUCAUCUUCGGGCCCCUGGGGGACGAGCUCUACGACCGCCUGCACGAGAUCACCUCUGAUGAGCUGAACUGGAUUAUUGACCUGCUGGAAAAAGAGGAUGUGACUUCCCAACAGCCCUUCCUAGACUCCAGCCACCUGGAGCUGGGGAAUCCCUGUGCCAAGGAAUCCCUGGAGGACAUGAAGCCCACAACCCCUUUCCUGCCCACAGACAUCACCUGCUUCCCUGAUGCCAUGUCCCCAGGCAGCUCUGAUGUCUCAGGACCUGUGAUGUUGCACAGUCCCAACUCCCAGGACUCCGGUGGAAGUGACCUUGACCUCGACCCCAUGGAAGCAAAGCUCUUCUCUGACAAUGACUUUGCAGGGAGCAAGAAAGGGGACAGCAAACACGGCAAGCGGAAACGGGGCCGGCCCCGAAAGCUCAGCAAGGAGAGCAGAGACUGCCUGGAGAGCAGGAAGAGCAAGCACUCCCCAAGAGGUACCCACCUGUGGGAGUUCAUCCGGGACAUCCUGAUCCACCCCGAGCUGAACGAGGGGCUGAUGAAGUGGGAGGACCGGCGGGAGGGCGUCUUCAAGUUCCUGCGCUCGGAGGCGGUGGCGCAGCUCUGGGGCCAGAAGAAGAAGAACAGCAGCAUGACCUAUGAGAAGCUGAGCCGGGCCAUGCGGUAUUACUACAAGAGAGAGAUCCUGGAGAGGGUCGACGGCCGGCGGCUGGUCUACAAGUUCGGGAAGAACUCCAGCGGCUGGAAGGAGGAGGAGGUUCUCAGCAGGAAGGAUCUGUAGGAGUCUGGGAUGAGCUGGGGGCCGACAGGCCCCUCAGGGCCAGCCCUGAGACAGGCUUCCUGGCAGGGAGCUUUGCCUGCAGCUGUGCCUGGAGGCUGCUGCCCUGUGCAGGCUGUGGGACUCUGCCCCUUGCGUGGGCACUGAGGUGGUGCCUCGGCUCCGGUAGGUUUCUGCAAGCUGCUCUUUCCCUGGCUCGAUUUGCACCUCCAGUGGCAGCCACGGGGACUUUGGCUGCUUCCAAGCCUGGACAAACACAAACGGGAAGAGAAGUUCAAGUGGCAGCUGGCAGCACAGUGAGAGCCCAGCACGUCUCCUGUUGUCACCCACCUGGGCAGAGGGGCAGCACCACCCUGCCACCUCUGACCAGACAGACUUGUCCCAGCUGUGGGGUCCUCCCCCAUCACUGCUUGUGCCCUGCUGAAGGCAGCCCCAUCCUGUUCUCUCCAUGUGGGACGGGUGAGGCCCUCCCUGUGCAGCAGCUUCCCAGUGUGGCAGCUACUGGGAGAAGAUGGGAACAU